UCUACCUCCCCAUAUCCAUCCACUAUCCCGAGAUGGACUCUUGGGUGGGCUGGCCUGGGGCACCUGGAGCAGAGUCUGACUCAGCAGAAAGCCGGGGCAGUGCCCACCCUAUGGUGGCUUUGGAGGCUGCCAAAAUGGCUUGGUAGCCCCGUCUGGGAAGACUCUUGUCGCUGCCCAGAACAGAUAGCUGUGGGUCCUGGGUGCGGCCUUUGUCCCCCAUUGGAAAAGUAAAGUAUGAAGGUCCCUGGCAUGUGGUUGACGCCUGGGUCACACUGGCUACUCGUGUCAGAGUGCUUUUCAAUCCUAGUCCGGAAGAUCCCGUUAGUCCUGCAGGGGAGUGGGCCUCGGCUCACUGUGCGGAGCUGGAGGACCCUGAGGGCCAGCCCUCUGCCCACUGGUCUUCCAUUGCCUCGUGACUGGUUGGCUGUAGGGUCUCAGGGCCAGGGUCAGUGAUGUCCCUGGAGUGACCUGGCAAUGGUGCUGCAGAGGGUCGAAGGCCUGAGAGCCUAGGCUCCUCCUCAGACAGUGGUCUCUCUCUCAGAUUCGUGUUUGUGGAACAUCAAGAAGGGCCUCGAGCUGCCCUGCCCAUACUGUGACCCAUGACUAUGGCAUGCUCUGUGCUCCUCAGGCUUCAUUCCCCGUCAUAAGAUGAGUCUAGCACUGUGACCCAGCACAUUCCUGGUGGCUGCUCAUCCUCACUGUGGUGAGAUUGAUUUUGGCUCUGGCACAGGCCUAAGCUUCCCCACGACCCCUGCAGCACUUUCCUGGACUGUAUGUAUGCUCUAUAUGGCCAUGUGCCCACCUGGCCUUUGGCUGAGCAUUGUCACAACCCUGCUAUCCCUGGGGAGCCAUUGUCCUUUAAAAGAGCCUGGCAGCAUCCCCAUUGUCACAGUAGGCACCUGCAGAGCCUUCAGUGAGGUGGGUCCCAAAUAGGACAAAGAAGACCCUCUGGGCCUUUCAGGUAUCACAGAGAUGGGUAGCUGUUCCAAUGUUCUCCCACUUGCCAAACCUCUCUGGCAGCUGAGCCGCCCUCAGCCCUAUGGGACCUCCUCUAGCCACAUGAGCUGAUGAGUCUGGUCUUUGCUCUGGGGCUCCUUGCCCCUAGCCCCUCAGCCCUCUGGUGGCCACUGUUCCUGUGCCUGUUGCUCGUCUUGGCAGCCCCCAGCCUCUCACCCUGCUAAUGAUGUUGCCUAUCAGAGACCCCACUCAGACCCCUGGUGUGGUCCACCUGCUGGCUGGACCAUCCAGCACAGGACAAGCAGUUGCAUUUGUAAGUAAAUAAAUAGUGAUUGGAGAAGUAGACCAUCCCCAGUGUUGACCUCUGGGUGAGGUACAUCUGAGACCCACUGGGCUUAGCUGCACAGAGGCAACCAGCAUGUCUGCCUAGGUGGGGCCUGCUCCUGAAACUCUUGAGAGUGCUCUGGCCCUCGGCCAGUGUGGUGCUGCAGCCUGGUGUCAUCUGUGACCUGCUGGGGGCAGUUCAAUGCCAGGCAGCUGAGCCAUCUCCUCCUGCCCCUUCUACCAUUACUGAGACCUUGGGACAGAGACCUGGCGAUAUCUGGAAGACGAAGCAGGUCCACGGGAGGGCUGCCAACAUGUGUGCCAGCAGAUGUUGUAUUCUAUCAGGGAGGUGGAGGGAGGAGGUCAGACCCCCUGCUGAGACGUUCAGGAUCCUUUCUGCUGAGAAUCUGUAUUCUGUGUAUCACCUGAGCAUCACCUGAGCAGACCUGGACUGGCACUCACAGAUCAUAGCCUGCUCAAAAGGGAGAUACACAUGCCCAUGCUGACCCCCCAGUUCACUUGUGCCACAUAGCAUGGGCAGAGCAAGGCUCCUUGGAGGUGACAGCAUCUCCCAGGUGGAGUGUGCCAUGAGGAGACCCAUCCACUCACCCACCUGCCCAGCACCCCGCACGAGGAGGCCUCAAUGCAGACACACUGGAGGCCGGGUGAGCUGCCUGGCUAUGCAGUCAGUCCUGUGUGCCCAUCUGGCCUUGAAGUCCCAGAGCUGGCACUUCUCUCCCAAGCUGUCCCCGGUGGUGCAGAUGGUGUGAUGGGAAGUGGGAUGGAAGGAAUCACAGUCAUAUGAACACAUUAUUGAGAGGAAGCCAGGGUGAUCCACGCUGAGAGAGGUGAAGCUAUGCCGCUGCUGAGCCUGGCGGGAGCAUUCUGGUAUUCCUGCGGCCUGGGACUGCCUGGGACAGCAGGCCUGACCCCAGCACUGAGGCUCAAGGAGUGCCACAUCCUGGCCGCAAGAGUCUUUGUUGGGCCAGGUGUUAGUCUUUGGGAUCCCCGUGCUGGGGCCAGCUGUGAGUUUCUUGGGGAGAACAAAAGUUCCAGAGACAGAGCCCUAUCAGAGCCAACUCAGGCCUGGGGUGGGGACAGUUUGGGGAGAAAGGAAUAGUAGACCUGAGAAAGAUCUAGAAGGUAAAGGAAUGUGGGGUUCAUGUGAGGGAAUGAAGAUGUGUCCCAUGAGAGCCCCCAAUGGGAUGUGGGGGUGGGCACACUUGGAGCUCAGCCUCCAGAGAGACCUUAGAGCAGCCUGCAGUUGCCUUUGAAGUGAUGCACUUACCAGAGAGAGUAGGAAGAUCAGAAAUAGCACCAGCAACUGAGGAGGCUGAGGCAGGAGGAUCCCAAGUUCAAGGCCAGUCUCAGCAAUUUAGCGAGACCCUGUCUCAAAAGAAAAAAAAGGGCUGGGCUGUGGCUCAGUGGUAUGCCCUUGCCUUGCAUGUGGAAGGCCCUGGGUUCAGUCCCCAGUACAGGUGCCUCAUAUCAGAGGGACAGUACAGGGUCAGCUGGCAGGACUGAGGAGGAGGCACCCCUGAAGCACUAGCGACUCUGUGCGGAGGGGAGGCAAGAAGGGAACUGUCCAGGAGCAGGCUGUGCCACCUCAGAGGUUGUUCAGAGAUCAGGGCCCUCGGCAGGUCAAGGGCCGGGCAUCCCCCAGGUUGUGAGUGAAACCCCUGGCCACCAGCCCAGGCAAGAGGAGCCAACAGAGGUGGGAGCUGCGGAACGGUUGGCCAGAUGGUCACUUUCAGGGAUUGUUUCUCCGUAUGUCGUGCAAGCACAACUCUGUUUGGACUCAGGCUGCAGUUGCUGGCCUGCCCUUGUCCUGCCAGGCCUCUUGCCUCAGCAUGGUAGAGGGAGACAUUCCAGCUUUGGUUCUAGUUCUGGGGUUUGGCUUUGUGCAGGACCUCUCCAUUCUUCCUUUGAAAUAGCCUUUGGGGAAAUUGCCCUGCAGGGCCCGGAACAGAAUGAGUCCUUUGACCCUGGCUAGCCUCCCUUUUGGCAUUUCCAGAGGCGGUGGCUGUGCCAGGGUUUCCUGCUCCCUCACUGUCGAAACCAACCCGCGAGGCAGAGAUAGGGGUCUUUCUGCCCCUGUCUGCUCUCUGGUGCCUUCACCUGUCAGAGCUGUCAUUGGAACCAGGGAGCUGAGGAGAAGGAUGUGCCAGAUAUGGGGACAGUCUGGGUUUAGGAGGAGGGAAUGUGGGGGGAAGGCAGACACACCCGAGAGGAAGCCUGACAGGACUGCAGGCAACAGAGCCAUCAGAGCCAGUGGCUCCUGGGACAGAGGCAGCAUCACAGUUGUCAGGGCCUGCAAACUACCAUGUGAGGCUAGGACUGUGGAGAGCAAAGUGGUGGAGUGGGCUGCAGAGGGGCCCAGCCCUUGUGGUGAGCUUGGAGCUGCCUAUACAGCAGAUGGGGAACCAGGAAGUGGGCAGGGUGAGAGAGCUCUCAGAUCAGAAGGUAUGCUGGACACCCAUGGGGUGGCCUUCACUUGGCUGCUGCUUCAUCUUAGGUGCACUUCCAAGAAAGGCUUCACUCUCUGAGCCAUGGUACCUGUGACCAGGCUCCCCCGAAGGCUUUGGCCUCCUCUGAGAACCAAACGAGACUUUGUGCAGGUGCCCAGGACACACGCAGCCUUGGGGGACCACCUGCGGCCACCUCCCUAGUUCUCUCCCACCUCUGCCCUGCCUGGACAGAACCAACUGCAGUGGCUGAAAUAGAGGGCAUUCCUGACCAGCAGGCUUUUCUGCCUCUCCUGACACUUGCUUCUGCCUCAGCAAACAGGAGCAGAAACUCCAGGAAUGGGGGCCUCCUCACCCAGGCCAUGAGGAGCAUGGCCUGCAGCAUGGCUAUUCUGAGUGGUCUCACACCUGUCACUCUGGAGUAGUCCCAGCCCCACAUCACCUGUCCCAGGGAAUGAGGCAUCAAGGCCUUGUCCAGAUUUGCCUCAUAUCAGAGGGACAGAACCUAGAGAUCAGACUCACAGCUGGGUCACAGAGAUGCUCUGGGCUUUUCUUUGCCGACCUCAGACCCACGUUCGCCCACUGACAGCUGGAGAAGCUAACAGAAUACACAGAACCACUCUGAAGUCCUCAGAGAUGUACUAAGUGGUGAGGUCUGGAGACUGCUCCUUCUCAAGCAGUCCCCAGGGCUGAGAAGCUAAGCAGACCCUUGGAGCUUCCUCUAGUUAACAUCCAACGAGUCCCUGCUUUUUCCUUGACUCCUCAAGGGCCUCAGAAAGAGGAGGAGGGUGAGCCAUGAGCAGGCUGCCCUCAGCAUGAGCCCAGCCCCAGUCAGCUGGGCCCCACCCUCCUCAAGGAGAUGCCCUCCUAACACCUGCCAGAAACUAAAGUAAGCCCAGAGCUCAGAUUGCCAUGAUGGCUUUUCAUGAACAACAACCAGAAUUUCAGUCUAAAAUACCAGAGUUGAUCAGAAACAGAAACAGAUCUACCUUUUGGGAUUACCCGAAAGUUACUUUAAUAAAUAUCCAAUGUGAAAGAUACUAAAUGGAAAUUUUUUUAUCUUUAUUUAUCUAUUCAUUUUUUUUUAUAUGGUGCUGAGGAUCGAACCCAGCACCUCGAAUAUGCUAGGCAAGCGCUCUACCACUGAGCCCCAGCCCCCUAAAUGGAAAUUUAAAAGAUUCAAAUGUGUUUUCUAGAGCUGAAAAACAAAAACCAGGAACACAAUAGAUGGUGCUAAGGUGUAAAUGUGUGUCCCCUUGUUGAGAUGGGCAAAGUUGCCACUUAUGCAGUCGAGAGGGAGAAAUAAAGAAUGUCCAUGCGCUUCUGCCCUUUUCAAUGUUUUGUUCACUCAAAUCACUCAAUACAAUUUCACUCUAUAGGUUUUUAAUCAAGAAAAUGAUGGUCCUUGAUGCUGGGCACUGCAAUAUUCAUAAUCACUUAACAACAAAUAAUUCUAAGUUAACUCUAAGCACUGCAAACACACCUAAUCAUGACCUAGUUAUUACAGACAUUCCCUCUGCAUGCUAAACUCAAGUGCCAGGUCUAGAGUCUCACGUCUUAGGCUUUUAAGUCCAGCAGAUGCAGUCACUCAGACCGCAGUGAUCAGAUCAGGAACCGAUGGAGGCUCCUGGUGUGGAGUUGGUGGCCAGUUGAGGGGAGCGUAAUAGGGAGAUGUCACCAUUCUCACCAGAGCAAAAAGCUAUAGAGUUUGAGAGAGGUGAGGAAGAUGCAGGGGAUCAGGCAAACGAUGAGAAGAGUGGGGAUGUUAGCCCAGGUCCUCAUCAGGCUUUCCGGCAUGUGGGCAUCAGUGUCAGCUGGCUGAAUGUUCAUUUGCUCCAUCAUUUAUACUAAAUUUUGGGGCUCCUUUCGGUCCCUGUCAGCUGUUACCAAGUUUCUUAGUGACAUCUUACAUUUUAGAGUCAGGACAUACGGUUUGGUGAUUUUCCACCCUGAUCUUCUUAUACCUCUGACUCUUAUCAAGGUGAAGGCAAAUGAUAUGUGACUUCACCCUGACUCUUACCAGGGUUGUGGAAAGUGACUUGUCUUUAUCAGGCUAUGCCUAAUUGACAUAUCGGAGGGAUCUGUAGGCUGUGCCUGGUGGGAUUGCAGGUCUGUUUUAAAAUAUAGUUGCUUAGGCUAAGGCCAUACUUACAGUCAGGCUAAGGCCACCCUUACACCACCCCCCCGCCCAAAUUCCUUUGUUGAAUAGCUUGAGGAGAUGGGGUCUAUGGGCAUAAAUGAAGGAAUUCAUACUUGUGACAGAGGAGGGCACUGUCCUUAGGAGGCCCCAGUGGGUCACUGUGGCACCUGCCUAUAAUCCCAGUACUCAGGAGGCCGAGGCAGGAGAAUCAAAAGUCCAAAGCCUGCCUAGGCAAUUUAUUGAGACUAUCCCAAAAUAAAAAAUGAAAAGGGUCUCGCACACAUCCCGCAUGAGUGAGGGAAAGGGUUCCCCUCCAGAGGGAUGGGCUGACUGAGAAAUAAAAGCUAAGAAAACAGUAGUAUGAAAUAAACACAGGACACAGAAAUAUAGUUUCAGAGCGGGGGCAGCAACAGGCCAAGCUGAACAUAGGGUUACGGCUUCUAGCAGAGAUGGAGCCUGCAUUUGCUUUAUUUAUAGCAGUACAGAUCAAAGGGGAUUGGGAGGAGUCUUGUCUGGUGCUUGCUUCUUCACGAAAAACAAGACGUGGUGCGGGUAGGCAGGCUGUUUGGCUCUUAACCACAGUCGUGACCUUCUCCUGGGUUGUGUGCAACCUUUUGGCAGAGCUGGGUGGGAGUUCACAUGUAUCAGACCAUCUCACCCGCAGGAGCGCCAGUGCAAGUUCCCAGACACCCGACCUUCCCACUCAGUAGCUUCAGUGCUGAUGUAGUCCACGCACAUUUCACGGAUGGCUUCCUGCAAAAAGGACUGUACCUCAGUGGAGGAGUACCCCUGGAUUUAAUCCCCGAUACCAUCACCACAACAACAAAAAGUAAAAGGUCAAAGAGAGCUCGAACCUCCCCUGGGUGAGAACACACAGCCAGGCAUCACCUGUGAAACAGGGAGGAGUCCUUAUCAGAUACUGGAUCUGUCUGUGCCAUGACUGGGUACUUCCAGCUCCAGAACUAAGUAAAUAUCUUGUUUUUAAACCACUCAGUCCAUGGAAUUUUGUUAUAGCAGUAUGAAUGGAUCAAAACAAUGGAUUUUAAAUUAGAUUAAACAUAGCUGAGAGGAGAAUUAGUAAAUUGGAAGACAGAUCAGAAGAAAAUAUCAAUUCUGAAGUAUAGAGAAGCCCGGGAUGGGAAAUACAGAACCCAGCAUGAAAACCACAGGAUGCAGGGUGAAAAGGAUUGUAAUUGAAUUCCCAAACUAGAAGAAAUAUAAUAAACAUAAUAUUUGAAAAGAUAAUGGUCAGGAUUUUACCAAAACUCAUAGAAGAUGUUGAGCCACAGAUUUAAGAAGUGCUACCCCUAAGUAUCCUGGGGUAGAGAGUGUGAAGGAGGGACGUGUUCUGCCCCCCAUCAUCUCUCCCCAGCAGUGUCCUGGGUCUGGCCCCUAGCUACAGCUGGUACCACCAUGGAUUCAGGACCUGUGCCAACCUUGGGCUCACAGCAGGCAGAGCAUGCAAAGACAUCAAGUCCACCAGCAGUACAGCACUGGGGCAGAGAGCAAAUGAAGCUAAGAGACCAAAUGUCCAGCAUGAACCCGCUGGGGGAGGGGCCAGGAUGACCUCCUCACUUCGGUGGAACUCAGGCACCAAGGAGCGCAUGCUCAUCAAGGUCGCUGACAGGGAGCCCAGCUUCCUCACUCCUCAGGGCAAUGGCUACUCUUCAGAUGGCCAGCCUGGGAGCCGCCCCCGCAGACCCUCUGGCAGCCAGCAUUCGCCCAACCUACAGACAUUCACCCAGGACUCGGAAGGCGCUGUCUUCUUCCCUGAGAGGCGACCUUCGCCCUUCCUGAGAAGGGCUGAACUCUCCGGGAGCUGCUCCCCACUGCUCACGCAGCCUCGAAAGUCCUCCAGUGACUCACAGCCCUCUUCCCCACGCUAUGGCUAUGAGCCCCCUCUCUAUGAGGAGCCCCCUAUGGAGUAUCAGGCCCCCAUCUAUGAUGAGCCCCCCAUGGACGUACAGUUCGAGGCUGGUGGCCCCUACCAGGCUGGCUCCCCACAGAGGUCGCCCAGCCGCAAGCCCCGCCCCUUCUUGCCCGGGGCCAAGCAGGCCCCUGCCUCCCCCUGCCAGCAGCUGGUGCGCACUAAACAGAAGUGCCCUGAGCGCUUCCUGAGCCUGGAGUACAGUCCUGCAGGCAAAGAGUAUGUAAGGCAGCUGGUGUACGUGGAGCAGGCCGGCUCUAGCCCCAAGCUGCAUGCAGGCCCCCGGCACAAAUAUGCUCCCAACCCUGGUGGUGGCUCCUACUCACUGCAGCCCAGCCCUUGCCUGCUGAGGGACCAACGCCUAGGGAUCAGGUCUGGAGACUACAGCACCAUGGAGGGACCCGAGCCCCGGCUGAGCCAACCACCCACACCACUGCCCCCAGCCCAGGAGGACACCAUGUCUUGGUCCAGCCAGCAGGACACCAUGUCUUCCACGGGCUACUCCCCAGGCACACGUAAGAGGAAGAGCAGAAAGCCCUCUCUGUGCCAAACUCCUGGCGCCCCCUCCACGGAUGGCCCAGGGGACCUACUGGGUGAGCAGCCUCUGGCUGAGGAGCGCUCUCCAUGUGGGCCCAGCCUUGCCCAGAUGAAGCGUGCAGAGGCUGAAGUGGACGUAGCACGGGGUAUGGCCGAGCCUUUCCUGGCACAGGCGCGGCUGGCCUGGGAGGCACAGCAGGCCCACUUUCACAUGAAGCAGAGGGGCAGCUGGGACUCCCAGCAGGAUGGCUCUGGCUACGAGAGUGAUGGUGCUGUGCCACUACCCAUGCCCGGACCUGUGGUACGUGCCUUCAGUGAGGAUGAGGCACUGGCGCAGCAGGAUAGCAAGCAUUGGAAGCGGAAUACUUUCGAGAAGCUCGGCUUCCCCCAGAUCCUGCUGGAGAAGAGCGUCUCUGUGCAGACCAACUUGGCCUCACCAGAACCUUACCUCCACCCCUCACAGUCUGAGGACUUAGGAGCCUGUGCCCAGUUUGAGAGCAGCCGGCAGAACCGUAGCGCGAUGCCCAGCUCCAGCUGUGUCUUCCCCACCUUCACGCUGCGCAAGCCCUCCUCAGAGACGGACAUCGAGAACUGGGCCUCCAAGCACUUCAACAAGCACACCCAGGGCCUCUUUCGACGGAAGGUGUCCAUCGCCAACAUGCUGGCCUGGAGCAGUGAGUCCAUCAAGAAGCCCAUGAUUGUGACCAACGACCGGCAUGUGAAGAAAGAGGCCUGUGAGAUCUUCAAGCUGAUCCAGAUGUACAUGGGCGACCGGCGGGCCAAGGCAGACCCACUGCAUGUGGCCCUCGAGAUUGCCACUAAAGGCUGGAGCGUGCAGGGCCUCCGGGAUGAGCUCUACAUCCAGCUGUGCAGGCAGACCACCGAGAACUUCCGCCUCGAGAGCCUGGCCCGUGGCUGGGAGCUCAUGGCCAUCUGCCUGGCCUUCUUCCCGCCCACACCCAAGUUCCACUCCUACCUAGAGGGAUACAUCUACCGGCACAUGGACCCUGUCAAUGACACCAAAGUGACACAGCACAUAAGAGAGCUCCUGGAAAGGAACACUAAGAAGAAGUCCAAAUUGAGAAAGAAACCCAAGCCUUAUGUUGAAGAGCCGGAUGGGGUGGCGAUAAGCACCUACGCCAAGUAUUGCUACCACAAGCUGCAGAAGGCGGCCCUGACAGGGGCCAAGAAGGGGCUAAAGAAGCCCAACGUGGAGGAGAUCCGGCACGCCAAGAAUGCUGUGUUCAGCCCAUCCAUGUUUGGCAGUGCACUGCAGGAGGUCAUGAGCAUGCAGAAGGAACGUUACCCAGACCGGCAGCUGCCCUGGGUACAGACGAGGCUCUCCGAGGAGGUGCUGGCACUCAACGGUGACCAGACGGAGGGCAUCUUCAGGGUGCCUGGAGACAUUGAUGAGGUAAACGCCCUGAAGCUCCAGGUGGAUCAGUGGAAGGUGCCCACAGGCCUGGAGGACCCCCAUGUCCCAGCGUCGCUGCUGAAGCUGUGGUACCGGGAACUGGAGGAGCCCCUGAUCCCGCACGAGUUCUACGAGCAGUGCAUCGCUCACUAUGAGAGUCCCGAGGCCGCCGUGGCCGUGGUGCACGCGCUGCCUCGCAUCAAUCGCAUGGUGCUGUGCUACCUCAUCCGCUUCCUUCAGGUGUUCGUGCAGCCUGCCAACGUAGCCAUCACCAAGAUGGACGUCAGCAACCUGGCCAUGGUGAUGGCGCCCAACUGCCUGCGCUGCCAGUCGGAUGACCCGCGCGUCAUCUUCGAGAACACACGCAAGGAGAUGUCCUUCCUGCGCGUACUCAUCCAGCACCUGGACACCAGCUUUAUGGAGGGCGUGCUAUAGCACGCGGGCACCACGGACGGCGGGCUGCGCGGCGCACGCGGGAGCGGGGGCCCCGCCGGGGCAGCAUGCCAGGCCCCGCCGGCCCCGAGAAGUGCCUUCUGUUCCCCGGAGCCGAGCGACACUGCCCUCCCGGCUGGCCGCGGCCCACGCCGCGCGGCCUCUCCGCUCCAGAGCCCCGGCUGCCCGCCGCCAGGCCGCGGUUCUCCUGCGCGGGGAGGGCCCCGAACCAAAGUCCUCGCGGCGGGCAGGGCCGGGCAGGCACUCUUGGGGCGGGGGGAGAGUAUUUUUUUCGUGGUGUACCUACGAGUCCAGAUUCCAUCCCGCACCCCGCCCUCUUGUGCAUAGAGAUAUAAAUAGAGCGACAGACGUCGGGACUAAAUUUGCUAAGGACAUAGUUCUAACCAGAUGCUAUUUAUCUCUGAGCCGUCCUCACCGCCCUCGUGCAGAGCACUCGCACCCUCCUUCCUUACCCGCAGCUCCCGACCCAACCCCGCGCCGCGCGGCGGCUGGGCCGGACUCGCCUGCGUUCCCGUUAUGGAAUCAGUUCCAACUGUUGUCAAACUUAAUUUCUCCCGGUUUUUAUAUAUAUAUUUUUUAGAGUUGAGUUUUUAUUUAUUAUUAAAACAAAACAGCCAGCCCUGCCGAGCCGGCCCCUGAGCGGGCCGCAGACGUGCUCUGACACGUGGACCGAGGAACCGCUUUUCGUGUGAAUAAAGUUCGUGUGGACACUC
Molecule: messenger RNA, 10930 nt
Organism: Marmota monax (woodchuck)
Lineage: Eukaryota; Metazoa; Chordata; Mammalia; Rodentia; Sciuridae
Gene: Arhgap39
Product: Rho GTPase activating protein 39
Exons: 9
Coding region: 7449-10199 (916 amino acids)
Biological process (GO): signal transduction
Cellular component (GO): cytoskeleton; cytoplasm
Molecular function (GO): GTPase activator activity; protein binding
Source: RefSeq, a predicted model, not a curated record